AUGGCGCCGCCUGCGGGCGGGACGGUGGCGGCCUCGGACCCGGGUCCGGCCGCGCCCGAACGGCCCGAGCGCUUCCGGCUGGAGCUGCUGGGCGCGGGGCCCGGGGCGGUCAGUUUGGAGUGGCCCUUGGAGGCAGUUUCCUACAUCGUCCGAGGCCCCAGCCAUCAUGAGCUGCAUCCUCCACCAGGAGGGCCCGGAACCCUCAGCUUGCACUUCCUCAACCCUCAGGAAGCUCAGCGGUGGGCAGCCCUGGUCCGAGGUGCCACCGUGGAGGGACAGAAUGGCAGUGGCAACCCGCCCCCAGCCCUGGGCCCAGAAACAUGCCCUGUUUCCCUGCCCAGUCUCCCUGAAGCCCCCAUACCCAAAGCCCCCCAGCCUGAAGUGGAUCUUCCCCGGAGUCCUGGAGACUUCAUGGAGAAGGAAGAGCUGGCAGGGCGCCUGGCCCGGGCUAUUGCGGAUGGGGACGAGAAGGGGGCAGCCCAAGCAGCAGCCAUCCUGGCUCAGCAUCACACAGCCCUCAGUGUCUGCCUCCAGGAGGCCUGCUUCCCACCUGGUCCUAUCAGGCUGCAUGUCACAGUUGAAGACGCCGCAUCUGCUGCCUCCGCUGCAUGCUCUGCCCACGUCACACUGCUGGUCUACCCCCACUGCACCAUCGCAGCCCUCCAGGAGCAGGUGUUCUCGGAGUUUGGAUUCCCUCCAGUUGUGCAGCGCUGGGUCAUUGGGCGGUGCCUGUGUGUCCCAGAGCGUAGCCUCGCGUCCUACGGGGUCCAGCAAGAUGGGGACCCUGCUUUCCUUUACCUGCUCUCAGCCCCUCGAGAAGCUGCAGGACGCAGCUCUCAGCGCCUCCAGAAGAUGGAUGGGGAACUAGGACGCUUACUUCCCUCGUCAUUGGGGCCACCCCGAGCCCCCCAGCCAGCCAGCUCCAGCCUCCCCAGCCCCCUUCAGCCCGGCUGGCCCUGUCCUUCCUGCACCUUCAUCAAUGCCCCAAGUCGCCCUGGCUGUGAGAUGUGUAGCACCCAGAGGCCCUGUGCUUGGGACUCCCUUCCUGCAGCUUCCACCUAGAAGCCACCAGAGGUUACAAGGAGAGAACAUGGUCCUUCCCUCCCAGCCCAAAGUCCUGGAUCCUAACUGAACCUCAGGGAGCCUCUGCUGACUGUCUGCUGAGGACAGAGCCACCAGGAUUGAGAGGGAGGGGCCACGAGCCAGUCAUUAAAGGCAUUUAUGAGCCA
Galeopterus variegatus (Sunda flying lemur) is the source of this 1229-nucleotide messenger RNA. RefSeq names its product SHANK-associated RH domain interactor (gene SHARPIN). Gene Ontology annotation, cellular component: LUBAC complex. Lineage: Eukaryota; Metazoa; Chordata; Mammalia; Dermoptera; Cynocephalidae. The record is from RefSeq and is a predicted model, not a curated record. Gene Ontology annotation, molecular function: ubiquitin binding; ubiquitin-protein transferase activity. The transcript has 10 exons. Gene Ontology annotation, biological process: positive regulation of canonical NF-kappaB signal transduction; protein linear polyubiquitination; proteasome-mediated ubiquitin-dependent protein catabolic process.